CUCUCACAGUCAACCGCCCCAACGCACUUUGCAGCCUCCGCCACAGCCGCCUCCAGCUGCUCUUCGACGAGAAUAACGUCCAGGAAGUGUGCUGUUAUCAUCCCCACGCAACAAGAGCAUCCGCCAUCGCCACCUCUUUUCUGCUGACGUUGUUCCAGAGUUCCUGCUGCUAGCUGCUUCGACAAGCGACAAGGAUAACAUUCAGGAGUAUGGGAACUGCAGCAGUUCACUAUAGCGGAGCAUCCAUCUUCAUUCUUCUUCUAGUUGGUAUCGUUUUACUUGGAAUCACGACGACAAAUGCUGCGCCUCAUCCUGCUUUCAGGUAUUAUCCCCGAUAUUAUUCUCCAGUUUCAUAUGAUGGACAGAAUCCAGAAUACCUGUUACAAACGAUUGCAAAACUUAGGCAAGCACUUAUCAACGAGGAUGAUCUAGAGAAUGCGGCAGCAAAAAGAUCAUCCAUAGAUCACAGUAUUCAGAGCACACAGUAUUUGGAAAACUACAGGGACGGGCAGCAGGGUAAAAGGGAAUCAGCCGAUAUGGGAACACAAAGAGGACACUCUGGAAGAAGUGAACAUAUGUACCGUAUGCUAGGGUAUGUUGGUAGAUGAACCUAAAGUACCUUUAAUAACUUAAAGUAAGUAACUUUCUAAUAACCGUCUUAAUGUUAAUCCUCAUUUUGAAUAUAAUCAUAUUGAUGGAUAAAACUAGUUUUUAAUACAUAAUCAUUAUAUGUUGAACAUAAAUGUUGCUUUAAUCAAUAUAUUUUCUUAUAAUAUUCAUACACAACUAUGUAAGAGGGGAGCAUGUAAUAUCUAUAUUCAUAUAUUCAUCUUAAUAAAAUAUAUUUUAGCAUAA
This is a messenger RNA of Phaedon cochleariae (mustard beetle), 855 nucleotides long. The record is from the annotation of a GenBank genome assembly. NCBI's taxonomy places the organism in Eukaryota, Metazoa, Arthropoda, Insecta, Coleoptera, Chrysomelidae.